Messenger RNA from Ceratina calcarata, 2409 nucleotides. Its product is annotated as putative GPI-anchored adhesin-like protein PGA55. The record is from RefSeq and is a predicted model, not a curated record. The transcript has 3 exons. Lineage: Eukaryota; Metazoa; Arthropoda; Insecta; Hymenoptera; Apidae. Bases 1 to 2409 code for a protein of 802 amino acids.
AUGAGCAACCCUAUCCUUUCCGUUCUGAAACAGAAUACAAAGAAUGCCUCCAAUCACCAGUCUGAAUUACAGAAAACAUGUAACGAAAUAAACGAAAAUACACGUCUUCAAAUUAACGACAUUUUAGAAAGGAUAGAAUUUAACAUGUCAUUGUUAAAUCAGACAACGGAUAUGAAUAUAGAUGAGUGCACACAAGCGAUAAAAAGCGUACUACAGGUACCACAAAGCCAAUUACAGCAGAUAACAGAGGACACAAUCGACACGGUCGAGAAUAUCAUAGGUCUCAAAUUAGAUAUUGCAAAGUGUGUACUACCAGAAUAUUUAUCAUCGUUACAAAACAAUGCCGAACGUGUUAUCCAGGAAGUCGAGCAGUGCACCCAGGAGAAACUUAACGAGACGAGGACAGCAACGUCCAUGAAAAUAACUGAACAUACGACACAUUCUUCAAUAAUAACUGAACAUUCUGUAGUGCCAACUGAGCAAUAUGCAGGCAGCACGUCACUUGAAACUCCGAUGAUUACAGACUACUAUGCAACGUCUACUACAGUGGCUACUGAUAGACAAAUAAUAACGACCACUGACGGAAUAAGCCCCGAACAACCAAUCGCCAGUAGCACGGAACAAUCUGUCCCCAGUAGAACCGAAGAAGCAAGUCCCAGUAGCACAGAUCAAUUUAUACAAAGUAGUAGUGAGCCAACACAACAAUUUGUACCAAGUAGCUCAGAACAACCGAUGAGCAGCAGCACAGAGGGGUCUGUCCCAACUAGCACUGAAGAAGUAAUUAGCAGUAGUAUAGGGCACUCUGUCACCACUAGUACUGAAGAAGCAACUAGCAGCAGCACGGAGCAAUCUGUCGCAACUAGCACUGAAGAAAUAAGUUCCAGUAGCACAGAGCAAUAUAAUAGUAGUAGUGAGCCAGUAAUCAGCACAACUGCAGAAGAAUUUGUGCUAAGUAGCUCAGAACAACCGAUGAGCAGCAGCACACAGCGAUCUGUCCCAACUAGUACUGAAGAUGCAAUUAGCAGUAGCAUAGAACAAUUUGUCACCACUAUUACUGAAGAAGCCACUAGGAGUACCACAGAGCGAUAUGUUCCAACUAGUACUGAAGAAGUAGUUAGCAGUAGUAAAGGACAAUCUGUCACCAUCAGUCCUGAAGAAGCAACUAGCAGCAGCACAGAACAGUGUGUACCAAGUAGCACUGAGCCAGCACUCAACGCAACUGGAGAAGAACUUGUCCCACGAAUCUCAGAACAACCGAUCAUCAUCAGUACAGAACAAUUGGAUACAACUAGUACUGAAUCUGCAAGUAGCAGCAGCACGGAACAAUCUGUCCCAAUUGGCACGGAAGAAGCAAUUAGCAGUAGCUCAGAGAAAUCUGUCACAACUAGCAUUGACGAACCAACUAGCAGCGGCACAUGGCAAUUUGUGUCAAGUAGCACAGAGCAAUCUGUGCCGAGUAGCACAGAGCAAUUUGUACCAGGUAGCACCGAGCCAGCAAGAAGAACAUCUACAAAACAAGUUGCGCCAAAUAGCUCAGAACAACCGAUCAGCAGCAGCACAGACAAAUCUUACACAAAUAGUACAGAAGUAGCAACUACUAGUAGCACAGAACAAUCUGUACCAAGUGUCAUUGAUCAUUCAUUGAAUAAUAAAUCGGAUGUUGCUACGCCGAAAUAUGAUCAGGCUGUUCCAAGUGUUACUAAAUAUUUAGGGAAUGAUAAAUUUGAUUUCCCGCACUAUGCGUACGCUAUACCAAGUGCUACUGGUGAGUCAUCUGAUAAUAACUCAGACCUUUCUAUUGCUAAGUAUGAUACAGCUGUACCAAGUGCUACUGAUCAGUUAUCUGAUAAUAAAUCAGACCUUGCUGUUGCUAAGUAUGAUCAGGCUAGACCAAGUGCUACUGGUCAGUCAUCGGAUAUUAAGUCAGACCUUCCCAUUGCUAAGUAUGAUCAGUCUGUACCAAGUGCUACUGGUCAGUCAUCUGAUAAUAAAUUGGACCUUUCUAUUGCUAAGUAUGAUCAGGCUAGACCAAGUGCUACUGGUCAAUCACCUGAUAAUAAAUCAGACCUUGCUGUUGCUAAGUAUGAUCAGGCUAGACCAAGUGCUACUGGUCAGUCAUCUGAUAAUAAAUUGGACCUUUCUAUUGCUAAGUAUGAUCAGGCUAGACCAAGUGCUACUGGUCAAUCACCUGAUAAUAAAUCAGACCUUGCUGUUUCUAAGUAUGAUCAGGCUAGACCAAGUGCUACUGGACAGUCAUCUGAUAAUAAAUUAGACCUUCCCAUUGCUAAGUAUGAUCAGUCUGUACCAAGUGCUACUGGUCAGUCAUCGGAUAUUAAUUCAGACCUUCCCAUUGCUAAGUAUGAUCAGGCUGCACAAAGGGCUACUGAUCAUUCAUUGAAUGGUAGUUAA